ACACGCGCGCGCGCGCGUGCACACGGACAGACAGCAGCCGCUACAGGGAAGAUGGAGGAUGGCGUGGCAGCGGCGGAGCGGACGUCCAGCCCGCAGCAACGUCGCCGCUGAAAGCAGGUCGGACUUCAGGAAACAAGACGACCCCGAAUCUACAACUGAUCACAGAAGUCUCUUCCCAGCAGCCCUCGCCCUGACUUAGUAGAGGCGCCUGCUGAUGACGGACUCCUAAAACCGUUCCACGACUCAGUUCAACCGACCCGUACCGGACAGCCAUGAACCCCCAGGAGAUGGAGCUCGGCCAGGAGGUUAUGGAGGAGGCCGAUGCCCCUCCUCGCCUCCGCCACAACAACCACAGCAGCCGGUCCCGUAACCACAGCAACCAGGAAAAGCGCUACAGACGCUUUGAAGCACCUGCCGGAGAAAACGCUGUCAGCAGAGCGAGAGUGGCCCAGCAGCGCAGGCCGCAGGAGGAGCAAGACGCGGAGCUGCAACAAGGAGCUCAGUCUCCGCAGCCCCAGCAGUCCCAGCAGCCCCAGCAGUCCAUUCCCCGACCCGCGGUGACACGUUAUCGCCGACAGGGGGACAGCGAGGCCCGGAUCAGAGCCCAGCAGCAGAGGCACAGACAAAAGCAGCAGAGGGAGGCGGAGAAAGCAGAAAACUUGGCACAACAACAGGAGAAGCAGCGCCACGCGGAGAUGACCCAGGAAGACGAACGAGAGAGGGACGAUUCAGUGCUCGCCCGCUCUGCGAGCACCGAGAGCGGCUUCCACACCCACACCGACCGGGCCGAGGGGGACGACGGUCUGGUGAUGACGACCCUGGAGCCUGAGGCGCAGCCAGAAGCGGAAGAUGAGACGGGGAACUACGGAGUCCAGCUACGGCCAGAGGCGGAGGGAUACACUGAGAGUGCCGAGGCUGAACAGCAACACCUCCAUCUACAUCCUAACUACCCUCAGCAGCCCCCGCCACAGCCACGUGAACCCCUGCCUGAUAUCCCAAACCCCCAGAGACAGGAUGAAGCAGAGGAGAUGCUGAACACUGGCUAUUCCAACUACGUCUACACCCAGCCCCUCAGCCACUCCGGAGGAAGGGCCGAUGUCUCCGCUGGUCAGAGCUUGGAGAGUUUAGAUGGCGCCCUUGUAGACGAAGCCUACGCCGAGCCGUAUGACAUUUACUCCCUCUCUGAGCACGUUUACGAGGAAAUCUGCAAUGCUCCCGCAUCAGUUUCAUCUGCUGCAGACGGGACAGAGGACACAGAGGCGCUCCGACAGAGGCGUGCCGGCUUUCAGCUGUUGGAAGGCCGGGCGGGAGGCGGGGACUACCAUCAGCAGGAAGCGGUGGGCUCCCGUCUGCGCCACUACGACGAACGCUCGGAUGGAGAGUCAGACAGCCCAGAGAAGGAGGCAGAGUUUGCCCCAUACCCAGGCGCCGACAGCUGCGACCAGGAAGAGGACAUCGAUAGCAUCGUGGCUGAGGUCAAAGAAAGCCUGAGCUCUCAGAGUCUUCAACAUUCUUUGGAGGACACCAUAGAUGAAGAGAACAAGCUUCAGCAGGGUGAGGAACAACCCCAACAACCUGAGUCCCAAACCGACUCGGACCAAAACAACACAUCUGCCAACCCAGGGAAGCCAGCCAGGAAACAGGCUGCGAGUCCCUCAGAGGAGCUGGGAGCAGUGAGGAACAGUCAAGAGAAGAGGGACGCAAUAUCCCUGGCCAUUAAGGACAUUAAGGAGGCCAUAGAGGAGGUAAAGACCAGAACGGUGAGAUCUCCAUACACGCCUGAUGAGCCCAAGGAACCCAUUUGGGUAAUGAGGCAGGACCUGAGCCCCACUGCAGAGUGUGACCUACAGCCAUCACUGGGGGGUGAUUCCCCCGGUUCAAGCUCGCCCUCCCCUCCAGGAGCAGAGUCGUCCAGCAGACAUCUGCUGCAGGACGACAGCCUGGAAUCUUCCCCCUCCAGUAAAGAGACCAGGAGAAGCCUCGCGUCCUUCCCCACAUAUGUAGAAGUCCCCGGCCCAUGUGACCCGGAGGACCUGAUCGAUGGGAUCAUCUUCGCAGCCAACUACCUGGGCUCCACCCAGCUGCUGUCGGAUAAGACUCCGUCCAAGAACAUCCGCAUGAUGCAGGCGCAGGAGGCCGUCAGCCGCAUCAAGACGGCCCAGAAAUUAGCCCAGAACAGGAAGAAGGCCCCUGAGGGAGAGCCUCAGCCCAUGACGGAGGUGGAUCUCUUCAUCUCCACCCAGAGGAUCAAAGUGCUCAACGCCGACUCCCAGGAGACCAUGAUGGACCACCCUUUGCGGACCAUCUCCUACAUUGCCGACAUUGGCAACAUCGUGGUCCUGAUGGCCCGGCGCCGGAUGCCUCGCCCCGACUCUCAGGAGAGCGUGGAGGCCUCAGACCCGGGUCAAGAGAGCAAGCGCCAGUACAAGAUGAUAUGCCACGUGUUUGAGUCUGAGGAUGCCCAGUUGAUUGCCCAGUCCAUCGGGCAGGCCUUCAGCGUGGCCUACCAGGAAUUCUUAAGGGCCAAUGGCAUUAACCCCGAGGACCUGAGCCAGAAGGAGUACAGUGACUUGCUCAACACUCAGGACAUGUACAAUGAUGACCUCAUCCACUUCUCCAAGUCGGAGAACUGCAAAGACGUGUUCAUAGAGAAAGCUAAGGGGGAGAUUCUGGGUGUGGUCAUUGUGGAGAGUGGGUGGGGCUCCAUCCUGCCCACUGUCAUCAUCGCCAACAUGAUGCACGCCGGGCCAGCUGAGAGGUCCGGCAGACUGAACAUAGGAGACCAGAUCAUGUCCCUUAAUGGGACCAGUCUGGUGGGACUGCCACUGUCCACCUGCCAGAGCAUCAUCAAGGGGCUGAAGAACCAGUCCGGGAUCAAGCUAAACAUUGUCAGAUGCCCCCCAGUGACCACUGUACUCAUCCGACGGCCAGACCUCCGCUACCAGCUGGGCUUCAGCGUCCAGAAUGGCAUUAUCUGUAGCCUUAUGCGCGGGGGCAUCGCCGAGCGGGGCGGGGUCCGAGUGGGUCACCGCAUCAUCGAGAUCAACAGCCAGAGCGUGGUGGCCACGCCCCAUGAAAAGAUUGUCCACAUCCUGUCCAACGCCGUGGGAGAGAUCCACAUGAAGACGAUGCCCGCAGCCAUGUACCGCCUGCUGACCGCCCAGGAGCAGCCCGUUUACAUUUAAAAGACAAAGCCCUGACCUCACGCACCCUUUAAACUGCCCCCCACCGAGCCGGCCCCCCUUCUGUCCACAGCCUGCGUAAUGAGUUGUUCUAGUAGGAUGGUUCUGUGGUCCCGAACAACACCCGAACUCUCCAUGCGCUGUCAUGACAGGUUUGUGUUUCUUACUUUGGCUUCAUAAGGCCGUUCCCACCUGAAGCAUUUUCAGCGCGGAAUCCUAAAAAAACAGUUUUUCCUGGUUCACUGUUUAGAAGAUCACAUUUCACACUUUCAAACGUGGGCAGCAACAAUUCUUUAGUGUAUCUUUAGUGUUUGGGUUUCGGCCACUGAGACAGUGUGGUGGCACGGGAGACCUUAACGAGCGGGACCCGAACCCUGAUUGUGGACUUGAUCUGCACAUCCAACCCUGAAUCCUGCUGCUACGUCACUGGCAGGUCGCUGCCGGGGUCUUGUUGCAUUUCCUCCACCACAUCAUUUAUGUGGGAAAGCCCCCUGUAGUUACAUUUCAUGGGACCAAGCUUGGUUUCACUUUCAGCUCUCCCCUCUUGCUGUAAUUACAACACAGAGCUCUCCACAGGAGGGUGUGUGGCAAUGAGUGUGUGAACACACACACACACACACACUUCCAUUGUCACGUCCAUUGCAGGAGUCGACGCAGCAGCUCCUUUUUUGAUGUUAUUUCUUUGAACGCGGUCGUUGCGGUGUUUCCAUUCCGUUGGCUUCUCUUGCGUGUCCUCUGUACGGAAACGAUAGUAGUGAAUACAUAUCGACGUGAACUUCCCCCCAAAGCUACUUACAUUAGGGCAAUUCUUUUUCACACAUUUUAUGUUUGAACACGCAAAUGGGUCUCGACAACCGUUCGUCCGAACUCCUUCACACUCGCUGGGUGUAUUGCUGGGGACCAAAGGGAGUGCAGCGUUGAAUAAACAAGCACAUGGCGCUCUGGGGGCGGGGCUUCAGGGCUCUGUGGACCAGUCCAGCAUGACGUCCGCAGCCGGUCUGACUUCCAUUCACGGCGUUUUGCUGAGCCAGAGCCUUCUAAUGCCACAUGGCGUUCUGGAUGUACCGACGGUGCACGGACGCUGGAUAAAACGAGCAACGUUAGGCCUUUACGCUCCGUUUACUUUCACGCAGAGCGCAGAUAUUACACAGUGAAAAGGUGACAUCUUUCUUUUGGAACAAGGUUACAAUUUUUAUCGAGCUUGCGUACAUAAAAAAGAACAAGGCAUCAACCAAUCACAAUGUGCGGAACGGACCUUUUCACCACGCAGGCUCCGUAGUAGACUCCUUUAAAAAAUAAAACAGGGCAGACCAGAUCCGCUCCUUCUGUUCUUUGCUUUCACAAUAAAAGCCCGAGGCACGUACACUGUUUCCUACCGGGAGCUCAACUAAAUCUCAAUAAAUUAGCUAACGAUAGCUUAGGCUAUACAACAGUUUACCUCAGACAGACCGCCAGACGCCGCUCCGGGUCCACAGGACCCUGGUAGUUGGUAAUCUAUUUCAACCUUCUAUUGAAGACGAAGUUGGUGUUUAUCCAUCAUGGUGUUUAGUUUAAUGACACCUUCGUGGUGCAUUUCAACAACAUUUCUGACCGCCAGUAUCCCGCCACCUCGGUUAUUUUUUAGAUUUAGUGAUUUGAUGCUCCCAGACAACCGCCAUUGUGCUUUACUUUUCACCCUCCUUUUUCUUCCCUCUAACUGGGAACAUUGGUUUUGGCAGUGGUAGAAGAAUUAGACCGACUCAAAACUUUUAAACAAAACUAUGAAUUAUUAAUAGUUAAACGAUUAAAGUCCUGCAUUCAAGUGAAGAGUGAACAAGAGACAUUAUCAGUACGAUAUACAAACAUUGACAUAAAGUCUGGCGCUUUGGACCUGGACCUGUACCCGUAAAGAGCUUUUCUAUUCUUCUGACCACUCAGAGCGCUUUAACACUACACAACAUCAUUCACCCAUUCACACACAUUCAUACACUGAGGGGAGGAGCUAAGGUUCCACCUGUCCAUCAGGACUAACCAUUCACACACAUUCAUACACUGAGGGGAGGAGCUAAGGUUCCACCUGUCCAUCAGGACUAACCAUUCACACACAUUCAUACACUGAGGGGAGGAGCUAAGGUUCCACCUGACCAUCAGGACUAACCAUUCACACACAUUCAUACACUGAUGGGAGGAGCUAAGGUUCCACCUGUCCAUCAGCAGUAACAUUCACACACAUUCAUACACUGAGGGGAGGAGCUAAGGUUCCACCUGUCCAUCAGGACUAACCAUUCACACACAUUCAUACACUGAGGGGAGGAGCUAAGGUUCCACCUGUCCAUCAGCAGUAACAUUCACACACAUUCAUACACUGAGGGGAGGAGCUAAGGUUCCACCUGUCCAUCAGCAGGACACAUCGACAUGGGCUAGUGGAGCUGGGCAUCAAACCGCCGAUCCUCUGAUUGAAGGACAAUUGAAGGACGACCCUGCUCACCACUGAGCUCAAGUCUAAUAUGAUGCUAAGAGUAACAGCGUAACCAGUAGAGUUUCUCUGUCAGGUAAAUGUUUGUUUCCAGUGUUUUCUUUUCACUGGACUCGAAUAUGUACCGUUAGUCAACUUUCAAGGAAAGGCCUGACUCGGUUAAGCUGAAUAAUUAUUUUAGAAUUGACAGCAGCCAAGAUGCAGCCUGUCAGAAACCUCUAAAAUACUAUCACACGUGAAUUAAAUGCCAGGUAGACCGUGAUCACCAAAGACAUCCUCCAUACGCUACAUGUAGCAUCAUUUUAACCAAAUCUGUGAAUGGGUGACAGUUGUUUUAUUGUGAGUUCAAUGUGACACUUUGGGAAUGUUUGAUCAAAUUAAUUAAAUUAAAUUAAUUAUAAAUGUGAUGAAUGUUAAUAAUUCAGUCAUUAUCAAGAGGAAAAAAGAGUGGGAAGAAGGGGCAUUUACAUGAAUGGAAAGUAUAUUAUCAGGAUGACCAGAUUCCUGUUCACGGUUCAACAUCUAGCAAAAGAACGAUGGGUUGAAACUUGGUUCUUUGAGUAAGAUUUUUCUUAUUUACAUGUGUUGGGGUAAUUUCAUAUUUUUAUUGCGUAUUCAUACACAAACUCCCAUUUGACUGGUGGUUAUAAUAACACUAAAUAAACAAUGACAUUGUG
Cyclopterus lumpus (lumpfish) is the source of this 6314-nucleotide messenger RNA. It is a transcript of the gene apba1a, whose product is annotated as amyloid beta (A4) precursor protein-binding, family A, member 1a. NCBI's taxonomy places the organism in Eukaryota, Metazoa, Chordata, Actinopteri, Perciformes, Cyclopteridae. Gene Ontology annotation, molecular function: amyloid-beta binding; protein binding. Gene Ontology annotation, cellular component: plasma membrane; cytoplasm; dendritic spine. The record is from RefSeq and is a predicted model, not a curated record. Gene Ontology annotation, biological process: chemical synaptic transmission. Bases 273 to 3185 code for a protein of 970 amino acids. The transcript is spliced from 14 exons.